UGAUUUUUAUUCCAUUUUCAUUGUUUAAUGUAAUUUAAGACGUUGUUAAUAAUGUAUUUUAUUUUAUUUCACAAUUGGAUAAAAUAACGUGGUAAGAACACGGUAAUGUUGCAUUAACGUACGUUCAGUCAUUAAAAUGCGCCCUCUAUGUUUGACCGGAGCGUAAACGUGCAUAAAUCGGUACAAGGCACAAACGUGUAAGAUAUCUCCCAAGACCGUGAUACCAUGCCACAGAUAUCCACGGUUAUCCAGUAUAUCCUGUUUAUUAUAACAUUGGUGUAUGGAUAUUGAAUAUUAUCUAAUAUCUUAGUUUGAACACAUUAUUAACCUUAAAAUACCUUCAGUGACUAGAAAGAGACGAUAAAUCUAUGGAAUAGUCUUUCUCGCACAAUAUUCCUGUCCAUUCUUUAUUAUAUUUACGGUGCGAUAUAAUAUCUACGGAUAUAUUUUGGGAACGUAUUAUUAUCAAUAUUAAAAUACAAUACAAUAAUAACAAUUUAUCACAGUUGUAACUUGACGACAUAUCUAUGAUGUCCGUGUGCGCUGCAAACGUUUAAACGAAAAUUGAAAAUUUGCCGUAUUAAAAAUAUCCUGCGUUGAUCCUUGUUUUUGUUCUUUUCCUAUUAGAAAUUCGAAUGGCAGAUGUUACAACUGCUUUUGAUUGAAACAAGAAGGUAGGCGUGAGAUCAGUGUACACAUUUGUUUUUACAAAUUUUACUAUAUGAUCAAAUUGUAUAGGUACCUACCAUAAUUAAAAAUGAACGAAAAACGGCAGACGGAUGAAAUAGCAUUGGAGAAAAAUAACGAUCAGAGUGGUGAACAAUCUGAAAGUUCAACUCUGGAAAAAGAUUAUGAAAAUCCCGAACAAAACAGAUGUACACCUACACUGGAUUACCUGCAGGUACCAUAAAUGGAAAUAUUUUUAUUUAAAAAAAUAUCUAGUAACUUAAUUAUUUUCAUUUCAUUAUUUGAUCAGUCUUGUAUCGAAGAUCUUUUCACGUUUAAUAAGAAUACAUUUGAAAACUGCACUGAAGAAGCACCUUACAAUGAAAAGCUUAGAAAAAAGAUUAAUGAAAUAAUUGCAUUGGUAAAAGAAAAAGAAGGUAGGUAAAAAAUAUUUGGACCUAAAAGCGUUAGCGUUUCUUACUUGAAAAUUUAAAAAUGUGUACACUUGAACCUGAACUGCCUGUGCAAUGUGAACACAAUUAAAAAAAAAAAAACUAGGAAAACUACAUUCUAGGUAUUCAAAUUCCUAUUACAUGACAAAAUUACCAAAACUUAACCUUAUAAGCGUUUUAAACUAAUUUCAAGUUUAUAAGUUAAUAUUAAAAUAUAUUUUUGUUCAAUUUCUUAUGUUUAACAUUUAUAACCUUAUACACUUUCAGCGCUAUUAUUUUUUACAACUAUUAUAGUGUUAUCUUCAUAUUAAGUAUCUUAAUAUUUUACAGAAGCUGCAAUUGCUGAAAACAAAGCUCAGUAUUAUUACCUUUUAGGUAAAACAUGGAGUGUUAGACAUCCGGUGAAUGAUGAAUGUAUAAAUGUGUUAUCCAAAUCGAUCAAACUCAACCCAGCACAUUUACAAGCAUGGAAUUUGCUAGGCGAAUGUUUAGUACAUUUAAAAAGAUUUUCAGAAGCUAAACAUUGUUUCAUUGCAUCAUUGAAACAUGUAAAUAUAUAUUUUUGUAUUUUUUUUAUUGAUUAGCAAGACUGUGAAUAAGCUACAUUUAUUAUUUAUUUCAGGGUAAAAGUAAACUAAUUCUACGCAACUUAUCUAUUAUAAUGCGAGAAGCUCAGUUGCUAACAAAUGAAAACGUUAAGGAGAGUCUUGAAGCUGGCAUUGAAUAUGCAAAAGAAGCUGUCGAAAUGGAUUCUACUGAUGGUGAAUCAUGGGCGAUACUUGGAAAUGCCUAUCUAUCUUUAUUUUUCAAAAAACAAGAUGAUAAACUAUUGAGGCAAUCUAUUAAUUCAUUUGAAAAAGCUGUUAGUUACUAUAUUAUUUUACCUGACAUAACUUUAUAAUAUAAUUGUUUAAUUGUAUAUUUUCAAAUUUAUACUUAGCUUAAAGAUCCUAAUGCUGCUAAAAAUGCUGAUCUCCAUUUUAAUAGAGGCAUUGUAAGUCUAGUACUGUUAUUAUUUAUGAAACAUACAUAUUUGUAUUUUAAUCUAUAAUAUCAUUUAGGCUUUAAAAUAUGCGGAAUUUUAUACAGAUGCUCUGAUAAGCUUUGAAAAAGCCACACAAUUAGAUCCAAUGUGGAACAUAGCUAAAGAUACCUUUGAAGAUCUCAUUAAGUAUUUGACCUCAACACAAACUUUAUUUCAGCGUAAGGGACAGAUGAAAAUUAAACGACUGCAACAAAUGACUCAAGUAUUUUUCAAAUUAUGUUUCAACCAAAUAAGGUAAUAAAUUAAGGCCUAUUUUCGUUUUUUUGUUUAGUCAUUGGACACAAGUUCUUUAGGAUUAUACAGUAAAGCAAUAAAAACAAGGACUGGUCAAGUACUUUUAGAGCCUAUUCCAUUGUCGAAACUUCAAACUGGUUUAAAUUUUUGUAAAGUAAUAUGUGGUCGAGUGGUGUGUGUUGUGUACAGUCAGGAACCUGUUCCAUAGUAAGAACUUAGUAACAAAACCUAUAUGGCAUCUACAAUAUUGUAUAGUUUUCUUUAGAAAAAAAAAACAUUAGUUGUGAAUUGCACUAAAUUAUUUUUAUAAUUUUAUUUCUAUUAGUAUUAAUGAUUUAACCUAGAAACCUAGAGAGCCUAUAAUAUGAGAGUGGUCAUCAGACCUUUUUUCAAUGAAUACAGACAGCACUAUAUGGUUUAAAUUUUUAUCUUAAUAUUGUUAUCAGCAUCAAUUAAAUUCUAGUUAUCGGUAGCUAGAUACAUAACUUGGGCUAUUAAGAGGCGGACCUAAACAUUAUGAAUUAUCAGUUUCCAACUAUUUAAUUUAUUCCCAGUGUUUUAUAAUCAAUUAAGCUUACAGAAGUUAUGUAAAUAUAUUUAAAAAAUAAAAAAAGUAAAUUUUGGUUUAUUAGUUAUGAAGAAGAAUAAUAGUAAAAUUACGCAAAUACCAUAACAUAAAUAAUAUCUAUUUAAAAACUUAGAAUAACAUUAAAAUAUUAAUUCAUAACUUUUUUAGUUACAACUUUAUCAUUGAUGACAGGAAUCUUUAAGAAAUGAUGACAGUGGUGACUAUUCUUUUAUUAUAGACUCUCUAAUUUAAACUAUUUAAAAAUCUUUUAACCGUUACCUGACCAAUAUAUUAUUAUCUUAUCUUAAAAUUAAUAAGGUUAUACAAUAAAAUAUAAUACGUAUGUGUAAAAUCUAAAUUUUUUUAUUAAAAAUAUUUGUAAUUUAUGUUAGUACAUUUUGCAUGGUGGACAAAGAACUUACAUGUAUUGCCGUAUCAGUUUACAACUUGGCUCAGGGUAAAGGACCAAUCAUAGGCGACUCUGUAGCUAUUCCUGAACCGUAUUUGACUCAAAUUGAUGCAAAAUACAAUGAUCAGGUUUACAUACUUAAACAUUUAAUUCAAAAAUAUAUUAUUACAUUGUUUAAAAAUUUUUCCAGAAAUUCCAGUAUCCCAGUUUAAGAGUUAAUCUUCCUUUAACUAUGGCUGUGAACAAGAAGUGUCUGGGUACAGAAUGCGUACGCCAACCACAAUUUUUAUCCAAACAGUUUUAAUUUAUGUUAUUUUUUAUUCACUCCUUCAAACUUAGCAUAUAAAAAUGAGUGAAUUCCUUCCAUUGAAGUAAUUGUGAUAGGAGGAGAACUUCCAUCACUAAUUUCGAGUAAUUGGUUUUUACUUUCUUCUUUCCUAUUUAUAUUUUUGUACGUUCAAAAAGAUUUUAUUUUAAAUAUAAUCGCAGUGAUAAUAUUUUUUUUUCAAUUAAAUUUAUUGAUUCAAGUUUAAUAGUUUUAAGUAAGUUAUGUGAUUCCAUUAUAAUAUUAUUUUUAACUAAAAAUUUGAUCUUGAUAAGUAUUAAUUUUGUUUGUAUAGUAUUUUUUAUAAAUGUUUUUUAAAUUUAAAAACUCGAGAAGUAGUAUAAAUAAUGAUAAUAAUGAUAUAUUAUUUAAUUUAUAUUUAACAGUAAAGUAUACAUUAAAUACAAAUAUUAAUAAUUUAUUCUGGUUAAAAGUUGCUAUAACAUUAUAAUAAUCAUAGUACUUAUUGAUUAAACAAAAAUUUGAAUAAGCAUCUUAUAUGGAUAAAAAUGUCUUAAAACAAUUUUUUUAUUUUUAAACUUAUUGAAAACUAGUCAUUUAAAUAUUCACAAUUACAUUUCAUGACUUAAGUCGUCAAUUUUAAACAGUGUUUUUUCUUAUAAUGGUCAACUAUCACAGACCUUUUUCAUUUUAAAUAUGUUAUUAUAUGAUAAUGUAUUAUUAUUUAUUACUGUUUGACAAAUAAAUUAAUCAUGUUAAUUCAAUUUUAUAUAUAUAUAUAUAUUCAGUUAACACCAAAUAUUAACAGUUGCUUGUUUAAUUUAGUAUUUAUAUAUUAUUUUAAUUAAAUAAAAUAAAUCUAAUUAAAAAUAACGUUACUUAUUCCCAUAUAAAUAUAAUGACGUUUGAAUUGUUUUAACCUAGAAAAGUAAAAAAAAAAUGUAUAAUUUGUAUUGAUAAGCAUUUUUCAACUUAAUAAAUUGUACGUAUAACAUAGUACUAUAUAUUAUGUAAUGAAUUUGGCGUUUUGCAGAAAAAAAAAAAAUGUUACUUUAAUUGUACUAAUAUUUUAAACUGUGAUUAUGUGAUAAUUAAUAGCCAUAAAACUAUAUGUAUAUUUUUACUAAUAUAAUUAUAAGGAAUACAAUUUAUUUCUCAAAUC
Molecule: messenger RNA, 4822 nt
Organism: Cinara cedri
Lineage: Eukaryota; Metazoa; Arthropoda; Insecta; Hemiptera; Aphididae
Source: the annotation of a GenBank genome assembly